Messenger RNA from Alligator mississippiensis (American alligator), 2879 nucleotides. It is a transcript of the gene SS18L2, whose product is annotated as SS18 like 2. The coding region runs from base 60 to 293 and encodes 77 amino acids. Gene Ontology annotation, biological process: positive regulation of transcription by RNA polymerase II. The record is from RefSeq and is a predicted model, not a curated record. Gene Ontology annotation, cellular component: nucleus. The transcript is spliced from 3 exons. Gene Ontology annotation, molecular function: transcription coactivator activity. NCBI's taxonomy places the organism in Eukaryota, Metazoa, Chordata, Crocodylia, Alligatoridae.
CGCGCCCGGGACGUAGGACUCCCGUGAGCGGGGCGGGGGGAGGGGAGCGGAGCGGCGCCAUGUCGGUGGCGUUCGUGCCCGAGCGGCUCCGCGGGAAGGCGGAAGUGAACCAGGAGACGCUGCAGCGGCUGCUGGAGGAGAACGACCAGCUGAUCCGCGCCAUCGUGGAGUACCAGAGCAAGGGGAGAGCCACCGAGUGUGUGCAGUACCAGCACAUCCUGCACAGGAACCUGAUUUAUCUAGCUACUAUUGCCGAUACAGCUCCACCCAACGGACAGAGGACCGCGGACUGAGCGUGCAGCUUUGGACACGGUGCAAAUGCUCGUAGGAGAUGUGGACGUAUGACUGAGUUGCGGCGUAGUCAGGCCAGGAGGAACCUGCUGAAGGAUCAGAAGCGCUCUCAUUUUCGUUAAUAACUGGCUACAGCAAACUUUUAUUAGGAUCCCAGGGGCACCUGGAGAAGGUCCCACAAGAAUUGGGUUCUCCAAUUCAUCAAGAUUGUGUUGGCUUCCUUGAGGCUAGAAGUAGGAAAGCAAGUAAAAAUGGCCCCUGUACCCCCUUCCCCUGGCUUUUGUUAAUAGUGAUCUUCUUGGAAAAUAAGCCCACUUCCAUGCAGCACCUUAAAAGUUGGGAAUAAUGACACUUGUUGCUAGAGGUGUGUCUUGACUAUUAAAAGCUGAUGCAGCAGCCAUGAGAAAACAGAUACAGGGAAGUAUCAAGGAUUUGCUACAGAUGGCCUUUAAUCUUGCUGUACAAAUCUGCAAGUCGCUCACUCCCUCUUCCAGUACCAGUUACCAAAAUGUGAACUAGGAUUGAUGCCCACCAGUCUCAUGAGUUGUGUAAACUCACCUUGAGGGUUCCUUCAGUGCUCACAGCAGUUCUGAAAAUCUCCAGAAAAUGAUAAGAGUUGCUCUGGCUACUAGAUGUUGGAGAGUAAUAUUUAGCUAAAAGUCUCUUACUGCCACAGUCUAUCCCACUUGUCACAGCACAAACACAUGGUGUGUGACUGUCUGUAGAGAGCUGAUUAUCAGUGGUCAAAGGCAGGAAAGUUUCAGCUUGCUAUUUCUCCUCGCUUAACUAAGCUGUCUCUGCAUCUCCUGUUGCAGGGGUGUCAAACUCGUUUGGGUUAGUGUUACAUAUCUAAAUUGGGCUUCUCACAGGCCAGGCAGCCCACCUCUGGCACUAGCAUUAACUCUUGCAUGCUGACUGCAGACAGAGCAGCUGAGGUAUUAAACCUUGCAACUGCUUCAGCUUCUGCGUUGAUGUGGGGUUAUCACUGCUGCAAGGCAGACAGCAGCAGCUUCAACUCCUGAGGUGCUGCCCCCGACAGAGUUUCUGGCCCCGUGGGCCAGAUCUGAAGGUGGGUCUAUCAGACUACAAGAAGCCCCUAGGCUGGAUGUUUGAAAGCUCUCUCCUGUUGAGUUUGCAAGUGCAGGUCCUAUAGUAAGAUUGCUACUUUACUUACUUACUUACCUAAAGACAAGGUUGCAGAAAUGUAACUGGAAGACAUUUAUGGAAGUUGUGAAAUUUUCCUUUAUCACCCUCCUAUAAGCAGUUACAUGCAUUGCAUCUUUAUAUUUCGGAGACUGCCUCCAUUGCUGUUUUCAUGGAACAGGAUUCAGACCUUAAUAGGUGGUCAUUCCACUUGCAAGUAAUUGUUAUUUAUCAGUUCUGGUAUAGAAUAGGAUAGGCAUUCAUUAAACUCAUUAAACUUAAUGGAAAUACUUGCAUCGAAAUGUGUUUCUUACCUUCCUAACAGCAAAUUUAGAGCCAAUGUGUACAGACACAUUGUCUCGCACAUUUGCAGCAAUGCAGUCAACUUACAGGAUACAUUGCAAUAUGACCCUGUUUUCCUGAAUGCAAGUUCUUCCUAAAAAACACAAGCAUAUUUAGGAUUUGUAUGAUACACUGUGAUCCUGCAGCUACAAAAAAACCUCCCUAGAGAUAAACCUGACUAGGAUUUCAAAGUAUAGAACUGAAGGAUUGCAUCUCCCCUACCAAACUUGAAAGCUUAAAAUCCUAGAUUCAAAAAGUUUUAUAAUUUUUUAAGAAACAGAUUGAAGUAAUUUAACCUUUUCCAGAAAUCAUAGGUAGAUAUUGGGCAUUUAUAGAGAAUUUUGGUAAGUGAUACCUUGUCCAUAUAUAUUUCUAUAAGGGAAUACUGUGGCAAACAAGUGGAGAAAAAUCCAGUCUGCUUAUGUGUUAAUCUGUUCCAAAUGCCAUAUAUUGGAUAUCUUGUAAAUAAACAAGUUCUGGUAACAAACACCUCUGAAUCCAUUUUGUCGUCAGAUCCAAUCUCAUCCAGUUUUUAUAACUUUUCUGUUUAGAUGUGUUGGCAAAAGAGAUGCACAUACCUGAAACCUAUGAAAUACAGCUAUUCGGUUUCUCAGUUGUAUAUUAAACGCUUCCUGUUUGUUAAACAAAUAGCAAAACUUAGUAUAUGCUGGCAUGGGACUUUAUUUUUGUUGGAAAUCAAAGGUAACUUGCCAUUUCUUAUUCAUGUGAACUCUGCUUGAUGACAGCGAUUUAAUCUGUAUGCUUGCUGCUGAAGUACAAAAUGCUAUCCUGUGCAGUACAGCAGUGGUAACUUCCAAAUUGGCUAAUGAGUAAUCAUUAACCCUAGUGGCAAAGCAGCCCAAAAAUCAAUUGUAGGGGAAGGUAUUGGGUUCUUCACUGUGUACUAUUUAAUUUACUGCCUAUUUAAUGUAUCUUACUACCGUCAAUUAGUUAAAUAAUUCUGUAUUAAUGAAGUAGUAUCUUUGUUCACAAAUUGAAGUUACAUCUUCAGGUCCUCCUUAUUUUCCAUGGGGUGCAGGUUUUAAACAGGUCUGAUCUAUUAGUAAAUAUAUCUCUUUAAUAAAGCAAAGUUUUGUUUUGUU